UGUCAUCGCGCUGCAUGUAGGGUUGACGGCGGACCGCCUCCUGUUUGGGCAGGAGGACCGACGUCAGUGUUUGUGCCAUUCUGUGGAAGAUGGCGGAGGCUGCGGCGGUUCCACAGCAUCGGUUCUUCUGUCACUGUUGUAAAGGUGAAGUCAACCCCAAACUCCCGGAGUAUAUUUGUCCCAGAUGUGACUCAGGAUUCAUAGAAGAAGUGACGGAAGACUCCAGCCUGUUGGAGGGUGGUGCUAAUGGGAUCAGUGAUGACACGGCUACACAGUUUGCAGAGCUCUGGCACCUGUUGUUUGUGGAGCGGCCGUUCACAGUAGACUCUGACAUCCCGGGCUUGGAGGCGCGUGGUCCAGGCGGUGUCGGAGGCGGCUCCAUGGGCGGUUUGGGGGGCCCUCUGGGGAUGUCGCUGGGGGGCAGCGAGCACUGGGGGCCCGGCCGCCCCCCUCGCCUGCACAGUCAGAGGAGGUACCGGUCCCGGGGCAGCAGCCGGCCAGACCGCUCCCCGGCCGUGGAAGGGAUAGUACAGCAGUUUUUGGCCGGUUUGUUUGCCAACUCAGGCGUUCCUGGCUCUCCUCAGCUAUCAUGGACGGGCAUGCUGCACUCAAACCCCGGAGACUACGCCUGGGGUCAGGGGGGGCUAGACGCUGUCAUCACACAGUUGCUGGGUCAGUUUGAGAACACGGGUCCCCCUCCAGCAGAGAGAGAGAAAAUCUCCUCCCUCCCCACAGUCAUCGUCUCUCAGGAACAAGCUGACUCGUGUUUGGAGUGCCCGGUGUGCAAAGACGACUACUCAGUGGGCGAACCCGUCAGACAGCUGCCCUGCAACCAUUUCUUCCACAGCGACUGCAUAGUGCCCUGGCUGGAGCUGCACGACACGUGUCCGGUGUGCCGGAAGAGUCUGAACGGGGAAGACAGCACCACCCAUCAGUCCCCAGAGCCCCCCUCCCUCAACACGGACCCCCGCACACAGGAGAGAUGGUCCUUCUGAGUCACGCUGUCGCCCAAUCUUUCUCCCCAACCCACACGUGCAGGAGGGACGGUCGUCUCCGCUCUCUCUCAUCCACUCACUCGUUCUUAUGAAGAUGAGCUCUCUGGGAGGUUUAUCUCACCCCUCAUGCCUCCAUCUUUCUCUCUCCUUCUCCCCCUACAUGCAGAGAUUGGCCUUUUGAGAGAUCCAGCUCUUACCUCAGUCUUACUCCUCUUCUGUUUGUCUGACAGUAGCUACACAAGAAAGAUAUACGUCCUUCCCUUUAAUUCUGUAUUGUUGAUUUCUGGUCUUCUCUUUCUGGUCAUGUCCAUAUUGCAGUGAGGUCAAUGCCCAUCUCUGUCCGCCCCGUCUCUUCUCCACACAUCUGUUGUGGUUUCUUCAUGUUCUCAGUCUGCAGAGGAGUAACGGAGGAGGCCAGUGCAUUGAUAGGACUGACUCCGUCCACUCCUGUAGGACAUCCAUGAAUCCACACCCACAUUCAGUUACUGAGGCCGUCCCAUGUCCUCCCAGAACCCAGCAGUAUGCUCCAGUGCAGGGGUGCCUGAUCUCACCCACGGGCUGCUGUGGGUGCAGGGCUUGUGCUGUGGCCCAACAUUCAGCCAAUGAAGCGGUUGCGCUCUUCGGCUGAAUCGGACGCCAAACGGGAACCUGCACCCUCACCGGCCCUUUUUGGGUGGGACUGGGUCCCUCGCUCUAAUACAGUAUAUACUCAGUGCAGCACCCUGGCAAUAACUCCCACUAACCUCACCUGUCCUCAGAACCGCGUGUGGCUUCUCGACGCGUCCCUCACCUGUCCUCAGAACCGUGUGUGGCUUCUCGACGUGUCCCUCACCUGCGUCCAAUCUGAGCAGUAUCUACCUGCCUGAGGUCCAUUGCACUGCAGUCCCACAAUGCCACAGUGGUCUCCAUCCUGUCAGCCACCCUCUCGCUGGUGUAUAUAUUACAGCGCAUCUUCAGCCUUUCACUUCUUCAAUUGACAGAUUUUUUUUUUUUUCUCAUUUCUAUCGCUCUAUUUUUUUAAUGUAAAUAAUUUUAGUCCAACAAACUUCUGGUUUAAAAAAAGAUGAACUAAGCGAGCAAGUGUACUGAUGAUAAAUGGUGGAGCCCUAAAUAUUACAAAAGUAUAUAUUAUAUAUAUGAUAAAAUGUGUAUGACAAUGUAUUAAUAAAAAAAUAAUAAAAACCCGUAACUCAUUGA
Molecule: messenger RNA, 2192 nt
Organism: Conger conger (European conger)
Lineage: Eukaryota; Metazoa; Chordata; Actinopteri; Anguilliformes; Congridae
Gene: rnf115a
Product: ring finger protein 115a
Exons: 9
Coding region: 90-995 (301 amino acids)
Biological process (GO): protein ubiquitination; positive regulation of DNA-templated transcription; ubiquitin-dependent protein catabolic process
Cellular component (GO): cytoplasm; nucleoplasm
Molecular function (GO): ubiquitin protein ligase activity
Source: RefSeq, a predicted model, not a curated record